Messenger RNA from Suillus paluster, 2076 nucleotides. Its product is annotated as Aldehyde/histidinol dehydrogenase. The record is from RefSeq and is a predicted model, not a curated record. Lineage: Eukaryota; Fungi; Basidiomycota; Agaricomycetes; Boletales; Suillaceae. The transcript is spliced from 10 exons. Bases 59 to 1960 code for a protein of 633 amino acids. Gene Ontology annotation, molecular function: aldehyde dehydrogenase (NAD+) activity.
UUUUGAACACAUUGGUUUUGGUGAGGAUUCGUCUUGGUUCUGUGCUGUCGUUGCAGCAAUGCACUCGCUUUUCUAUGUCUUAUUCCAUCCGCUAAGGACGCUCAACUUAUGGCUCGAAGACGAUCCAAACGCCAGCAUCGUCGAUGUAUUAUACCUCUUCACCACGUUUUCAGCCUUUGGUAUAUGGUUGGUAUUUGACAGAUACCAGAAGGCAGUCAAUAGCGCAGUGCCUUUCCGCUAUGCUGCUCCAGAGGCAGCGGACCCUAACUGGCACUCGCGCGUGAUACCCAACGCCAAUAUCCGCUCGCAUCUCCAAGAGCCCGACCUCCUCCCUCUCCAAUUCGGAGGCGAGCGCGAAUAUAUCACGUGUUUUGACCCUGCCAACAACCUGCACCUCAAUUCCAUAAUGGCGGACGAAGCACUGUCAAUCGAGGCAAAGAUCAAACGCGCGAAAAAUGCCCAGGUCAAGUGGUGCGAGACGUCGUUUUCGGAGCGGCGACGCGUCAUGCGCAGCUUACUGAGGUGGCUGGUGGAGAACCAGGAGGUAUGCGCGCGGGUCGCGUGCCGCGACACGGGAAAGACUCUGGUUGACGCGGCUUUGGGCGAGAUAUUAACGACGUGCUCAAAAUUAGAGUGGUUGAUCAACCAUGGAGAGCGCGCUUUACGAACGGAAACGAGAUAUUCGAAUUUGAUGAUGAGUUACAAGAAGUCACAGGUCAUUUACGAACCCAAAGGCGUUGUGUCUGCUAUCGUAUCAUGGAACUACCCUCUUCAUAAUGCUUGGUCACCAAUUAUUGCAUCUAUCUUUGCUGGAAAUGCUAUCGUGCUCAAGGCUUCUGAACAUGUUAUUUGGUCUACGGAAUGGUUUGUUGGCGCUAUUCACAAGUGCUUAGAGGUUCUGGGAUAUGACGCUGACAUUGUCCAGACUGUUUGCUGCUGGCCCGAUCAAGCUGAGGCUUUGACCAGGUCCCCUCUUAUCAAGCACAUCACUUUUAUUGGCUCAGAGGAAGUCGGAAGAAAGGUCGCCAUUGCUGCCACUGAACACCUCACACCCGUCACUCUUGAACUUGGCGGAAAGGACCCUGCUAUCAUACUACCAGACACGGACCUCCAAAAAUGGGCUAGCAUCUGGAUGCGCGGUAUAUUCCAAAACUCCGGUCAGAACUGCAUCGGUAUUGAGCGUCUCAUUGUGCACUCGGCACAACACGACGAGUUGUAUGAUAUCCUGACGGACCGCGUCGCCAAGCUGCGCUUUGGGUCUGUGCUGGCGCCUACACGGGAAGGUUACAUCAACACUGUGGAUUGUGGCUCCAUGAUCAGUAAUGACAGGUUCAAUGCGCUCGAGCAACUUGUUUUCCAGGCACAGGAAGACGGUGCAAAAGUUGAUAUCGGUGGAAAGGAGCUCUUGCAUACGUCGUGUGAAGGGAAAUCAUUCUUCCAAGCAACAGUGGUAGGCGAUACCCAGCCCAACUCGAGAAUCGCACAGGUGGAAUUGUUUGCCCCGAUUGCGCUGCUCAUUCGGUACGAUGAUAUUGAUGAAGCGAUCACUAUCGCAAAUGGAACGCGGUACGGACUUGGCGCCAGCGUCUUUGGACCUCAUCAGGACCUGUGCAUUGAAGUCGCGAGGGAGCUUCGUUGUGGUAUGGUAUCUAUUAAUGACUUCGGAGUGUUCUAUGUGAGUCUCAGCCAAGACCUGCCAUUUGGAGGCACGAAAGCCAGUGGAUACGGACGGUUCGGUGGCCCUGAAGGACUUCGUGCGCUGACGAACCCUAAAGCGAUUGUCACCGACCGCUGGCCGUCGUUUGCGCAGACCAGUAUACCCAAAGUGCUGGACUAUCCCAUACGCUCACUCGUGCGGAGCUGGGACUUCGUUCAUGGUCUGACUAUGCUGCUAUAUGCUGAUGGAUAUCGUGCGCGGUUCAAUGGGUUGUUACAACUUUCCAAGGCUUCUCGCCGAUGAUUUAUUUCCGAUUUACUAUGAUAAUUCCCCAUAUACCAGGAACUGAAUUGUAUUUUUUUUGAUAGUAAUCACCUUGGUCUACGUGAUUCAUGGGCCUGACUUCGUAAGAGAAUCCC